CGUGCUUGGUGCAUAUAAACCCCUAUAAAGAGCUUAUAAGACGUAUAAUAUGGCCUUCAUGACUCCAUUAUAUUAUACUUUGAAAUGCUAGGGUUUUAUGCCCCCUCUAUCUGCCAAUAAUACCAGCUGACUUCCAAAAACGUUCAAUUUAGUCAAAUGUCAAACUCAACAGUGUCAACAAAGCAAAAAAAUAAAAAAAGCUGAAUUUUAAAGAAACUGUAGAUUAUAGUUUUUUUCCGGUUUUUACCGAUUUAUACGUCUAUUUUUGUGGAAAAAAGCUAUUUAGAAAUCUGCCAGUAUGUAUGAUGAUUAUUCCUAAAAUUCCUCCCACUUUCCAAUAUACACAAGUUCCUAAAACAUAACAUAGACAAGGGCAGGAAGCUGCUGUUACAUGAACUGUUUUAUAUUUUAAUAGGGAAAUCAUUUCUCUAUACAAUUUUGGUAUUUAAAAAUAUUUCAAUUAAUCAAAAAAAAUUUUUCAGUCAUGUUACCAUAUGUACUGUGGAGAAUCUGAUCAAGUGGGUGAAGAAUAUCAUAUUCAAUUAAAACCAGUACAUAUAGACUUAUUAAGUGCAACUUGACUAAGUCCCAUCCAUAUUUAGCAUUAAAGAUGCCAAUUCGCAGGCAUUGUGAUCCCAUUAAUGUUAAAAGAAUCUGGGAUGCCAUACGGUCUGUUAAUGUCACCAAACAGCAGUCGGAUAUCACCAGGAUUACUCAUUAUUUAAUGAAGAAUGAGAAGUGUACACAACAACAGGUUGAACUGUAUCUGAAGCAGUGUGUUAGCGAUAAACUUAUAAUGCAAAUAAAGAAGAAUGGUGCAGAUGGACCUAUCUUUGUUUACAAGAUUACUGAACAGGAAUUGCCUGAAUUUGAUGGAAAAGACUGGUAUUGCUUUGAAUGCCACUUGGCUGGUGAAGUCAAUGUCUGCGCAAAUAACUGCUUUAGGGUAUUUCACUCAGACUGCAUUCAGAGUGCUAAAAAGAAAUUCCAUAGCCAGAAGAGUAGUAGCUCCUUACGCUUCAACUCCACAUCCAAUUCAAACAUUGACCAAAGCUUGGAAGCCAGUGACAUUUUACUUAAUGAAUCGAGAAGUUCAUCGGGGCCCAACCAAUCACUUGUAGACUAUACGUUCGAUGAGACACUCUGUACCGUCUGUAAUAUCGUAAAUAUUGACGGGUGCGAUUUGGAACAGGCCGAAAUGAACUACUUGCUUAAGUUUGUGUUGCAUAGAAUUCGAGCUUGGUUACCCAAUACCAUAACGCACACCAUGGCAGAAGAAGAUAGACCGUCUUGGCUUACAGAUUCUGAGCUUACCUGGAGAGCGAACCAACUAUUUUUUGAACACCGCGACAUGUCAGUGAUUGAGGUUAAUUUAAAUACUGACACUUAUAAAAGACUGUCUGACUUUCUCGCUGAUAUUUUGACGGUGGAGCAUAACGUGGCAGUAUUUCAUGGAAUUGAUUCCCAAGAGUACCAAGCAGCUGAACUGAUGGUUAGGGACACGCAGCACGACUUGACCGAAUUGAAAAAUUGUACGGAUUGCUACAAACAUAGUAACGAGAAAAUUAACCCACUUUGGUUUGCCUUACCUUGCCGAAAACCUCAUGAUUUAGUGUGGGCAAAGCAGAAAGGUUAUCCUUACUGGCCUGCUAAGGUUAUAAAAGAGACCCCGUUUCACUGCGAUGUGAGAUUUUUCGGUGGGAAACACGAACGUGCACUGAUACACAAGUCUUUUGUUAAACCUAUAACAACUACCAAGGAGAGCCUAAAGAUCAAACCUUCCUUAGCCUUUACUAAAUCGUUAGAGGAACUGAUUUAUCAUCAGAAAUUACUCAGGGAUCCGCACGAGUUAAAUAAGUUUCUCUCAGAUUCGAAAUCUAAAAAGACUGGAAAGAAAAGUUUGUCGCCCGUGGAGGUGGUUAAACCGAUAACCCCAAAGAAGAAAGGUAAACAGCCAGUGAGUCAAAAGACGCCUGUUACUUCUCGGGCUAGUACUAGUGCCAAUGCGAGUGGUGAGCCGAGGAGCAGAGCUAAUAGUCAUGCUAGUAAGAGAAAAUCGUCUCUUACAGCCUCAGAAACUUCAGAUUCCUCCAGAAGCAGAAGCAAAAAACCAAAAGGCGAACACGAACCAGAAAAAGCGUCCGAAAAUGCGAUCUCGGGCAACGUUAUCGACAUUUCCGACUGCGAAGACGACGAUGAGACUGAACAAUCUUUCAGGGGAAACAACAUGAGCCAAGACUCUUUUAGGUUCGAUGAAAGUUACGAACAAGUAUCCAGUUCCACAGAAAACGAGAAGAAUGGCAACCGAGAAGCUGGUUUACACCAACUCGACCAGCCAUAUAGCGAUUCAGUUGAAAAGAUGAGAAGAACUUUAGAAGCGUUAACUGGUAAAGGAGAAAUUAUCAAAAGUGCUAUGGACCACAUGCAGUCUGAAAUUGAUAGGAUUAUCAAUGAUAAUAAUGACCAUUUGAAGAGGCUCUUUGAUUCGCAUAACGCACAAAUUUCGGAGACUAAAAAGAAACAAUGGUGUUAUAACUGUGAACAAGAUGCCAUUUACCAUUGCUGCUGGAACACCGCGUAUUGUUCACAAACUUGCCAGCAACAGCAUUGGCAGGCAGAGCAUAAAAAAGUCUGCAGGCGUAAAAGGCAAGCCUAAGAUUUGUUAUAGCUUUUAGAUUAAGUUUUUCGAUCUGUACCACUAUAUUUGCUGGGUAAAUUUAGCUAAUAAGAUGUAUGUUUAAGUAUCAAUAGUACCCAGAGAUGUACAUUUUUUUAAGUAUAUAGGUCAGCCCAGUUAUUUUAGGGGAUGUGUAUCUUUAUAGAAAUUUGCUUUGACGUAGGUCUCGUAUUAAAAAGCCGGAUGUGCCACCAGGAACCAUUCUGAUCUACAUAUUUUUAGGAAAUUUUUUAAAGUUGCUAUUGCAUAUAAGUUUAACUAUUUUCAAGAUACCCAACUCGUUAUUUUAUUACAGGACGUUUAGUGGCAAGUAAUGGUUUCUGGUGGGUAACUUAUGUGAAUAAUGAUUUAAUUUUUUUUUUAGUUUUUAAUCUAGAAUGGUCAUGAUGAACUUGAUAAUUUUAGGGCUUGUUGAAAAUAUUCAUUUUUUAUUGCACUUUCUUCUAUUAGUAUAGGAGUCAAAACAUUAUGUUGUGUUCAUUUCAAUUUUUUUUUAGACUUGGUACAUACUAGCAACAUAAAUGUAAUUAAACAUACAAACUAAUAAAAUAGAAGUAUUAAUUUUU
Anthonomus grandis grandis is the source of this 3243-nucleotide messenger RNA. RefSeq names its product zinc finger MYND domain-containing protein 11. The record is from RefSeq and is a predicted model, not a curated record. The transcript has 12 exons. NCBI's taxonomy places the organism in Eukaryota, Metazoa, Arthropoda, Insecta, Coleoptera, Curculionidae. Gene Ontology annotation, biological process: regulation of transcription elongation by RNA polymerase II. Gene Ontology annotation, molecular function: protein binding; DNA binding; transcription corepressor activity. The coding region runs from base 611 to 2656 and encodes 681 amino acids.